UUGACGGUAUAUCACGAUCGACGACCACAGCAGCAUCACAGGAGAACCGAGAAACCUCGGGAGUUACAGGAUGCAGUGCACGACUGAACGCCUCCUAAGACUACUACUGGUAGCGUUUUGCAGCUCCCUGGCGCGGGGAGCAACUCGGCACCCGGUGUUAUGGACACCAGAAGGAGUGGAGCGAAUAAACCACACAAUCACAGCUAAGCCUGGAGAUGAAAUCACAUUCAUAUGUCCCAGAGGCUCCUUCUCCACAACCUGGUUCAUGACUGAGAUCGACCAAUACACAAACUGCAACUGUGAGUCUGGAGCAAAGUGCAUACUGAUAUCGAACUGCGAGUAUUUCAAUGCCAACAACUUCUCGACGGCCAUCCAGAGGACAUCUGAAAAUCUCCAAGACACUCCAGACUACCAGCCCGGCCGCACCUACUACUUUACCAGUUUCUCCUGGAACACCUCUACUCUAUCACACUUGUCUCAGGUUCAAUCAGGAGGAGAGUGCUCCCGGGACAUCCUCAGACUAGAGAUCAAGGUCCUGCAGACCACCACAGGAGAAGUCCCCGGUACUGACACUCCUUCCACCACUCCUGAUCGCAGCAUCGCUAACCCAACUGAUACCACCGACUCAACUGUUGACGUUUCAGUAACAAAUCAAGAGGUCAAAGAUCCUCAGGGACUGGGGUCAGUCGAGAACUCUCAGGGUCUACCCAUCUCACUCUCCCUGCCACUCGUCCUUACAGUUUCACUCGUAACUCUUCUAACUCACUUUCUUGACUGACACCUGUGUGUGACUCCAUAAUUAUUAUGAUUAUGACCUGUUACACACCACCACCACUAGCUUUUUACAUGCUUUACGUUCGUGUAUAUAUAUAUACUGUCCUCUAUAGAGUGUCAUUUAUCACUUAUGCAUUGUAUAAUAUAAUAAGAAUAAAAUUGGUUUAUAAAACGCUAAAAAAGAAAAAAAGAUCAAUUUCAUGUAUUGGAGGUGUGGCUUUGAAAGGCGUGGUCGUCAUGUGACGUAGUUGCUAUGAACCUCCUCCAAGUGUUGGUAGUGGGUGUUGCCACGGUUACCGGGAAUACAGCUGGUGAACAUUAACGUCACCAGAGCCUUGAUGUGAAACCCAGCCCUCCUGGCCACGCCUAUUUCCCUCGGCCCCGCCCAUUAGAAUGUCUCUCUUCAGCUUCCCUCUCGCUGCUAGCCCCUGCCAGUAGCUGGGAGGUCGGUUUAGAUGGUUCUGUUGUGUAUUGUAUGUGUGUGGGGGUCGGGGGAUUGAGAGUAAGAAAAAAACAAAGUGAGACAGGGGAAAUAAUUAUAGAGAUGGCUGGAGGGAGAAAGUAAGAGAGGGGCAGAGAGCAGAAAGUGAGGUCAGUUGGGAGUGGCCUUAUAACUCAGGCCUUCUCCGUUUACGUAGCGUAAGCACAAGAGUAAUGUAAGCGCUGGCACGGAUAGCUUUCUUCACAUGUCCAUUAUUAUGGCAAAUUGUGCACGAGUGGUUUCUGAACAAUGUUUCUGUGCGUAUACAUACAUACGCUGCGUAACUGGGAAUGAGAAGGGAGUGAGGUAUAUAUAGGGAGAGGAGGGAUAAAUUGGUGUUCCUAUAUAAGGAGACUGGUGUUCCUAAGGAGAGAGAAGUGAGAGGAAGACAGAUUAAAACAG
Geodia barretti is the source of this 1657-nucleotide messenger RNA. Lineage: Eukaryota; Metazoa; Porifera; Demospongiae; Tetractinellida; Geodiidae. The record is from the annotation of a GenBank genome assembly.